This is a messenger RNA of Solanum dulcamara, 912 nucleotides long. RefSeq names its product 40S ribosomal protein S9-2-like. Lineage: Eukaryota; Viridiplantae; Streptophyta; Magnoliopsida; Solanales; Solanaceae. Bases 82 to 675 code for a protein of 197 amino acids. The transcript is spliced from 3 exons. Gene Ontology annotation, cellular component: cytosolic small ribosomal subunit. Gene Ontology annotation, biological process: translation; positive regulation of translational fidelity. Gene Ontology annotation, molecular function: rRNA binding; structural constituent of ribosome. The record is from RefSeq and is a predicted model, not a curated record.
UCAAAACCCUCGUUUUUUUCACCUUCUACAUUCCUGUUCUCUUCAGCAGAUCGUCGACGGCAGUGUCGGUGACCGGAAAAUAUGGUGCAUGUCUCCUUUUACCGCAACUAUGGGAAGACCUUUAAGAAGCCUCGACGCCCAUAUGAGAAGGAGCGAUUGGAUGCAGAGUUAAAGCUUGUCGGAGAAUAUGGAUUGAGGUGCAAGAGGGAGCUUUGGAGAGUUCAGUAUGCUUUGAGCCGUAUCAGAAAUGCUGCAAGAAUGCUUCUGACCUUGGAUGAGAAAGACCCACGUCGUAUUUUUGAAGGUGAAGCACUCUUGAGAAGGAUGAACAGAUAUGGGUUAUUGGAUGAGAGCCAGAACAAGCUUGAUUAUGUCUUAGCCCUCACUGUCGAGAACUUUCUUGAGCGUCGUCUCCAAACCCUCGUCUUCAAGACUGGCAUGGCCAAAUCAAUCCACCAUGCUAGAGUGCUCAUUCGACAAAGGCAUAUCAGAGUUGGUAGGCAGGUGGUGAACGUUGCUUCUUUUAUGGUGAGAGUGGACUCCCAGAAGCACAUUGACUUCUCUCUCACCAGUCCAUUCGGUGGUGGGCGCCCUGGAAGAGUGAAGAGAAAGAACCAAAAGGCUGCUGCAAAGAAGGCAGCUGGUGGUGAUGGAGACGAGGAAGAUGACGAAUGAGCUCUUAUCUUAUUUUACCUUUGGAUUUUGUACUUUUGCCUAUGUUGUACUUCCUUUCUUGUUUUAUGUUUCUGCAUUUUUAUGCACCUUUCAUAUGUUAGCAAUGUUUUUAACAAAGGUCGUGGAAAAUUUAAGAGUUGGAUUUCGUACUUGUCAAGUACUCGUUAGGCUUUGGUCUAAAUUUAUUAUUGGACCAAUAUACCUGGUAGUAUUUAACUGCCAGUUUAAUUGGAUUAA